GCCCCGCUAAAAUCAAUGAGCGCGUUCGGCGACGAGACCACCGCCGCCACCGCCGCCGCUGUCGACGGCGCGGCACAGCCGUCGUGGUGGCGCGACAUCAGCAGCAGCGGUGGCGUCGUCGUGAGUCGGCUCCGUCGUACCCUCGGCACCGUUUUCCGCGGCACGUACCGCGACCGCCCGGUCUCACGUCCGCGGCGCGACGUCCCGGACGAUCAUGUGAACGCACGUGGCAGCGACGAGAACAUGCCGUCGUCCGGUCGCGAGGACAUGGAUCUCUGCACCGACAAGGUCCUCUCCAAGGGCAGGAUCCUUCAGGAGCUGACGAAGGCCGUCAAACUGGUCUAUGCUCAGAGUCUCUACGGCACCGUGGUCUUGGACGGUGAUUCUUGGCUGGUUUACUGGUUGGAUCGUGCGCUGCGCCAUGGAUUGCGUGUCGAGAGACAUGGAUAUUGGGGCACUGCUAGAGAGCUUAGUCACCAGGACACAAUCGUGGUCAUACAUGCACUACAGAGUGUAUUAACUUCCAUAGGAAAAGGUCGGGCAUGGCUCUAUCACACUCUGAGCGAAGGCAGUUUUGAGAGUUAUCUGGCCUGUUUACUGCGAGACACGAAGACAUUAAAGAAGCAGUACUUUCCACACGCACUUGUGAGAGAUGCUGAUAAGACCAAUCAACUGGUUAAUCUACUUGCCGGUCUGGAAAACGUGUCCUUCACAUUGCAAUUGGAUGUGACAUAUUUGGAUAUUUGCAACUACAUGCCACAGAGGCCUAUGAGCGUAAAUCCAUCGGGGACAGUCUUGUCAUUGCAUUUAAGGUCUUCUAGCGUUUCGAGCCUAGCCUCUCCGGGAGACAGUGGUGUUGCAUUUGACAGUGACAUGGACAUUGCAAAUGAAACUGAUGGAAGCAGUUACAAAGAGGAGGAUUAUUCAAUGGAUGAUAUUCCUAAAUACCGAAAUAAUAGGUACAAAACGAUUAUUAACAAUCGCAUGGAGGACAAUAAGAACUUUGGAUCUAGUGAUUCGAGUGAGGACGGUAAGACGCCAACGCAAUCACCGGCGACUAAAUUUCAGACUGUUAUGAUGACGAAAAAUGAUAUAGUUAAUCAGAACGUAACGCGAAAGCUGGAUAAUAAUGAAAUGAAUUGCUCCAGUUUGGAAACUCUUAAAGACUACGAUUUCUACAGUAAGAGUCUGGAUGAGAGGAAAUUGGAUGAAACAAACCAAAUUGAUAACAGCAUAAAGGAUCGUAAAAGAAGCACCUAUUAUAGCGACAGUCCCGCUUAUAGCUUUAAGAAGAACAUAGAUUCUCGUAAUUCUUAUCUGAUCAAUAAUGAUACGAAUCUAUUAGAGCUAAGCAUGACAAUCUCUGAUUGCGACAACAUGGAUGCACCUUAUGGCAUUUUAAACACGGUUAAUAUGACCGACGCCAGCAUUCUAUCUUCCUCUAGUUCAGAGGCCAUAGGCAUAGUGCAACGUAGGCAGCGUAAAAAGAAGCGAGGUGAAAGUAAGAAACGAGUCAGUUUUCACGAGGACAUACUGAAAACGAUGAAGCUGGAAGAUGACGAGAAUUUCGCCGAUUUUUCCAUGAGUUUCUUACUACCUAGCUCCGUUUUAAAGAGAGAUGCUCAAAAAGGCAGGUACAGUUGGUGCGCGCAUGGGGAUUCGCCGUACAUGCAAAAGAAUAUGAAUACCGGCAGGAGCGUACAUUCGGAUUGCUAUUCGUUCUCAUCAUCAUCGAGCGCGUUUGACAGUGAUGGAACUGAUAAACAGGAGUUGUCGAAACUAUGUAUCGACAUGCCGUGUCAGCGCAAUUGUAGGUGCAAUUGUAGUUUAUCGUUAUCGGAACGCGGAGCGCCGGAGGGUCAAGAAGAUCCAGGAAAAAGUUUGAGGCCUAAGAUGGAAAUAGAAUUAGAAGAGAACGAGGCCCAGGAAGCCUAUAUCGUCGAAAAAGCAUAUGGUAACAUUGUCGAGGAUCCGCCAUCUAAGCUAGAGAUGCCGCAAUCGGUGGAUUCGAAGAAAUGUUCCGAUUUGAACGAUUGGUCGGACUUAGAUAGUGUGACGACAACAUCCGAACUGGACGAACGCAAGAGUAGUCGACACUUGAGCUCCCCGUUGAAAAAGCGCAAUAUGACGGCGAUACUGACUGGUGAGAGUAGCAACAAGCUUUUAGCACCGCCUUUGCGUCAGGCACCAUCAAAGACAUCGUUAUUAAGCAGAUUUCUAAAAUCGAUUACCGAGAGAAAGUUUGAGAUCAAAAAGAACAAGAAACCACCAAAGGUGAAUACUUUGUACAUUAAAGGCAUCAAGAUGAGUUACGAUUCUUUCAAAGAUUUUAAUGACAAUCUCGACAAAGAGAUUCAAGAGAACGUGGCUGCCGAAAGGCAGGAAUUCAGCGGCGAAAAAGUAAGCCUGAAGCUGCGUGAGCUUUUCAAGAGACAUAUUUAUCGUGAUAAAACGGAGGAGCUAUAUAAAGUAUACAAAGUGCGAAGUUCAUAUAUGACAAACGGUGAGAGCAAACCGAUGAUUGCGUUAUUGACGGACAAGACGUUAUAUUUAACCGGCUCGAAAAUGGACCACUCUUACAGUAACCAGUUUGUUAUACCUUACAAUGAAUUGGAUGUUAUUAUGAUCGGCCCGAAUGCACAAAGUAUUUUGAUUUCUAACGCCGAUUGUGAAAUGCAAUAUCUAUUCUCUACUGGCAGCUCGCAAACUACCUCAGAAUUAAUCGGCCACUUAGAAAUGGCCAUGAGACGAUCGCCAACGAAACCGAGGCUCCCUGCUGUUAAGGAAUUGAAUUACGAAGAUAUGCAUAUUUUGAGGAAUUCUAUUCUUACUGAUACAGCUGUGCAUCCUGAUGAGAAAAUAGAACAUUACAGUCUUAUUUAUAUAGAAGAUGAACAUAUGUCGCCGCCUAGUACGCCGUGCGGCCCAAUAAAAGAGGGUGAUCUGAUGUUCCGGCCGCAUACCUAUCAGCACUUGCAUCCGAAUGCACCUACGCAUCCCUGGGAGGCCGGCUAUUUCGUCCUGAAAGGCGGGGUGGUUUAUAUGUUCACAGAUUCGAAUCAACGGCUUCCUAAGCGUGCUAUACCAUUGAAAGGCGGCUUAUGUCAAGGUUGCAGAAGAAUUCCCAAUUCUCAUCGGCCACACACUUUUGAGAUACUGCUGAAGCCCAACAAGUCGUAUCAAUUUGCCGCUCCAGAUGAAUACGUGGCUUCCGAAUGGUUACAGAGCUUCGUGCAAAGCGCCUCAGGUCUGUUCAAUAGUACGGAAAAGAGAGAGCCGUUGCCUUGCAGUCUUGUCACAACUACAAAACACCUAGUGGCGAUGAAAGAGGUACAUCCGGGUACACAGAGAGGCCAGACGCUCUCGUGCGCUUCCAUCAAGGAUUUAGCAGCGUUCAGGGUACCGUUGGUACAACAAUCGUGGUGUAUAUUGGAAUUCGCGUGUCGAGAAGUACAUGAAAGUAGCGGUGAUUGGGUCAUAUACUUUACGAAUUAUACCGAGCUUUGUGCUUUUAAAGAAGUCUUGGAAACAUUAUGGACAGAUGCAAACUUGGGUGAGUUUCCCAUGGCAACACUUCCACCAGAGGAUAAACUGCAGCGACGUUGCUCGGACUCCAGCAGGGAUUUGGAACAGGCCUGGCGAUACCUGUUGCCAUCAGUUUUAGAAUAAACGGAAUAUGUACCAGUAGACAAUAUAUACACCGUCAUUUGAGAAAUUAUUUUAUCAUAUUGCCAUAAAAGAGAUUCAUACAAUAAAACCUAAAGCAGAUUUCUCGUGACAGCUCACGUGAAUAUCCAGGUAACUAUGAGAAUUGGAACGCUAUAUUGUAUGCCAAAGAUAAGUCGCUUAUACAAAUAUAAUACAAAUUUUUUGCUUCUGUUGCAAAAUUAAAUGCCAUAUAUCUGUCACUUGGAACUAGAACAAUUGAUGUUAUUUUGUGGCUUUUAAGUAGAAUCUUAUAAUAGAUAUUUUUCUUUAGACUGAUUUAUGGCAUAAUAUGAUAAAUUUCUAAUUUCAAGAUGCAAAUAUAUGUGCAAUAUAUUCUCGCUACAUUGUGGUAUUGAGAUGAGAGAUUAUGAACAUUAUCUUACAUAUAAGUUGCCUCAAACGUAUAGAACUAUUUAGGAAAGUCGCAAAAUGGUGCAUUAUCUUUCUUGUAGUGUAAGCUCCCAUAAUAAGCUAUCACUAAUUUAUAAUGACGCAGAGAAUGUAAUAUAAUUGAUAACUGUGAGACAUUAUUGAUUACUAUAUGAAUGUCUAUAUAUUCACACAUAUAUUGAAGAGACGGAACCAGUAUGCAUUUGAAUACGCACGAUUGAUAUUAAAGUAGAUAUUUAUCGUCUGAAAUUAUAUUAUAAAAUUCAAAUCGUACACACUUAAAGAGCAGCUUUAACAAAGAAUAAUAAUACUUUAUACAUCGCUUUCAAAAUUGCUAUAUAUAUGAUAUUGUUAAUUAUUAUUUAGAAAAUUGGUUUUACUUUUAGUGUCAAGACUUUCUACGUCACUUUGAUAUGUUCGAAAGUCAAAAUUUUAUUCUUAAUUUUUUAAAUGUACAAAUAAAAUACCAGCAUAAUAUAAUUGUAUUAUGUAUUAAUUUAGUUUAAUAUAAUGUAAUGUUAAAUUAGUUCAAAUAUAGGUUGUAUCAACUUAUGUUGCGCGCAUUAUACAUUGCAUUAUAAUUUUAUCAUUAUUGUUUUAUGAAAUAGCGAAUUAACAUUGAAAGUACCAAGUAGUCAUUGACGAUUCCCAUUUUUUAAUUUAUAUAUCUUAUUUCUUAUGCAAGAAAUAGAGAAUUCUGGAACUUUCUAAUUUUUUAUCAAUUAUUUCUUUUAAGUAGUAAAAUAUUCGAUUUUUUAACCUUUUCUUUAUUUUCAUAGUAAUCCAUUCGCAUAGUCCUUUUAAUGAGUAAAAUAUGUUGGUGCUUUUAAUGUUAAAGUUAUACAAAGAUUGUACCAAAAUGAUUAUAAAUAAUUUACGCUUUAAAAAUUAUUGGUUAUGUUAAAUAUGGUUUUACUAUGAUAAAAAUCUGCGAUAUGUGAGAAAAUUGUAUACAUAAAAAUGAAUUUUAUUUGUGAUAUAAUAAUACAACACUUAUAUAUAUAUAUAUAUUCAAUAUAGCUGGAAACAAGAUAUUUGUUAAACUUUUAAGUUAUAAUUUUGUGUUACCAAAAGCUACAUGAAUGGAUGCAUUAUGAAUAUUCUUGUGAAUACUUAACUUCUGCAUUAUUUCAUGUAGCUUCAUACAUGAUUGUGAUAUGCUGUUAAGUAAUAAAUAUCAUGUUGUUAAGUUCACUAGAUUUCUAUGUGAAAUUUAUGUAAAUUAAACAAAAAAUAAGUACUGCGUGUGGAGAGAUCAAAUCGGUUUUAUAUGUUAAUGUUGUGUGUGAAAAGUAUGCGGAGUUAAAUUUUCUACAAGUUACAGCCAGCAUGUUUUAAAUGUUACAUCCGUAUAUCUUUCAUACACACAAAAAUUAUGUAUCACCAUACACACAACCUGCAAGUUUAUGAUAAAUAAGAAACUUAAUAAAAGUAUACAAAGAAAA
Monomorium pharaonis (pharaoh ant) is the source of this 5543-nucleotide messenger RNA. It is a transcript of the gene prd1, whose product is annotated as pleckstrin homology domain-containing family M member 2. Lineage: Eukaryota; Metazoa; Arthropoda; Insecta; Hymenoptera; Formicidae. Gene Ontology annotation, biological process: positive regulation of membrane tubulation; lysosome localization; Golgi organization. The transcript is spliced from 9 exons. Gene Ontology annotation, cellular component: endosome membrane. The record is from RefSeq and is a predicted model, not a curated record. Gene Ontology annotation, molecular function: kinesin binding. Bases 16 to 3669 code for a protein of 1217 amino acids.